AUGUUCGGGAGACGAGGACCCUGCAAGAGUUUCGCCAUCAGCGUCAUUCAAAUCAUCACCAUCAUAUGCCAAGUUCUGACUGAAGAGCCCCGGUUCGCGGAGCCAAUUCCCAACGUGACGGUCGCGCUGGGCAGAGAUGCCAGUCUACCGUGCGUCGUCGAACAUCUCGGCACCUACAAGGUGGCGUGGAUCCACAUCGAUCGUCAGAUGAUCCUGACGAUCCACCGGCACGUCAUCACACGCCUGGCCAGGUUCAGCGUGUCCCACGACAACGCCAUGACCUGGCUUCUCCACGUGAGCCAGGUGCAGCAGGAAGACAGGGGUUACUACAUGUGUCAAGUGAACACCAACCCUAUGAUAAGCCAAGUGGGGUACCUGCAAGUCGUUGUGCCACCAAAUAUCCUGGAUGAAGAGAGCACGCAGUCAGCUGUCGCUGUCAGGGAGAAUCAGAACAUUAGUCUGGUCUGCAAGGCGGAUGGGUUCCCGGCGCCGAAGAUCAUGUGGAGGCGAGAGGACGGUCAGCCCAUCUCCGUUGACAGGAGAAAGAAAGUGACUGUCUACGAAGGUGACACGCUGAGCUUACAGCGAAUCAGCAGAACUGAGAUGGGGGCGUACCUCUGCAUCGCGACCAAUGCUGUACCCCCCUCCGUCUCCAAGAGGAUCAUUGUCGACGUUGAAUUUUCACCCAUGAUCUGGGUGCCUAACCAGUUGGUGGGAGCUCCGGCUGGGACUGACGUGACAGUGGACUGCCACACUGAAGCUCACCCCAGGGCCAUCUCCUACUGGGUCUACGAUAACGUCAUGGUGCUGCCGACGAAGAAAUACGCUAUCAAUACAGAGGAGAACUCUUACAGAGCACACAUGAAACUCACAGUGCGGAAUCUGCAGACAGGCGACUUCGGCAAUUACCGCUGUAUCUCCAAGAAUUCGCUGGGGGAGACCGAGGGCUCCAUCAGGCUUUACGAGAUUCCGAUGCCGUCAACGUCGCCUAAGGCGACGGAAAUGAAGAGCAACGCCAACAAAGAGAGCCGCCGGGCGAACGUAAGCCGAGCCGUGCAACGAGCCGAGCCGGGCACAGAGCGGCCGAGCGUGGUCCGUGCUCAACUCGACCGAGCGCCGGAGCGAGACGCGGCUCACCAUGUGUACCGCGCGCCGCACCCGCACCACGUCUCAGCUGGAAUCCAUCUGCACUGCUGGCGACCCGCGUUCUGGACCAUCGUGCUUCUUGUUCAUGUUGACCUAAUCAUCUAACUCAUAAAACAUCUUCACAUUUUCCAUUCCUUUUAUUUUGCGACGAUACUGUGAGUCCAAAGAGGUGGAUGUAAUCUGGAGAAACUCCUGGAGGAUGAUGAGUGUCUCACAAACUCAUCGCUAGGCCAGUGACCAUAGGGUCAAGUACAUGCAUGCAUAGAUAUCUAUCACAUAUUAGGCAAAGUCUUGAACUAUCAACAUUUGCCUCUUUGGUAAAAGUUCAAGAGAUUUAAGAUCAGGAAUGAAUAAUUAUAUUCAAUGAAAAUGCUUGAAUUAACAUU
Messenger RNA from Amyelois transitella, 1532 nucleotides. Its product is annotated as lachesin. Lineage: Eukaryota; Metazoa; Arthropoda; Insecta; Lepidoptera; Pyralidae. The record is from RefSeq and is a predicted model, not a curated record. The coding region runs from base 1 to 1251 and encodes 416 amino acids. The transcript has 10 exons. Gene Ontology annotation, cellular component: neuron projection.